UAUAGAAAAGAGAAAAGCAGUAAGGCGAACGCCAUUGCCACGAACAAGAAGUGCAAACUAUCAGCUAUAAAUGAAGUCCAGAGAAGAGCCACUGGUCGUAAGAGGGAUGCCGUUUAUGUUGGAGGGAGGAGGGGACUCGGUUGCAUAGAGACAGGUAGCACUAUAGACCAGACAAAAGAGUUAAUGGAUGGCUACAUGAAAAUGCCCAUUGUAAUGAAGGAUAUGCUGCUGCAAAUUGUUGAAGAAGCACCGUCACUAUUACACGAAAUUGAUAUCACAGGCUACGUUAUCAGUGGUACGUAA
Zychaea mexicana is the source of this 303-nucleotide messenger RNA. RefSeq lists its product as uncharacterized. The annotation marks the transcript as partial. The record is from RefSeq and is a predicted model, not a curated record. Lineage: Eukaryota; Fungi; Mucoromycota; Mucoromycetes; Mucorales; Lichtheimiaceae. The transcript has a single exon.